Molecule: messenger RNA, 1941 nt
Organism: Clonostachys byssicola
Lineage: Eukaryota; Fungi; Ascomycota; Sordariomycetes; Hypocreales; Bionectriaceae
Source: the annotation of a GenBank genome assembly
AUGAAUGGUUCCAACCAGUCAAGACCUCAAGAUCCAAUUCGAAAGCGACUCGAGGCUGCCAUCCCUAAAAUCGAGGAAGUGAGAGAUGUUUGCGAGGCCCCGUCGGUGUCCUUUGGUGUCUCAUAUGGGCCCAAAACCGCCUUCACCCACAGCAUUGGUUUGCGCGACGUGGAAACCGGACAACUUGCUAAUGAACAUACAUCCUAUCACAUCGGCUCGUGUGCAAAGAUCUUUACUUCGGCUGCGAUAGGGAUACUGGUUGAUGAAGGCAAGAUAUCAUGGCAGGACCCAGUCAAGAAACACCUCGAUGACUUCGACCCUGUGGAAGAUCGCGAAAUCGGAAAGAAAGCCACCAUCAGAGAUGUCUGCAGACAUUCCACCGGACUUGCCAAUCCCAACGCGGUCUUUAUGGCUCCCCAUGGCGCUCCAGGUAUCAAGUCAGAGGAUUAUAUGAAGAUGAUCAACGCCCUUCCGACAGCGAACGAGCACGGGCAACGAUUCAAUAGCUGGUGGUACUACAGUAACGCGGCAUACGGUCUGCUCGGUUUGGUUGUGAAAGCUGCUGCUAAGGUGGGCUUUGCUACGUUCCUUCGAACCCGUAUAUGCAAUCCCCUCGGCCUGAAAGAUACCCUUCUCUCCGAGCAUGACGUGACAAAUAACAGUAAUCUCGCUCAUCCAUAUGUCAAGAGAGAUGGUGAAUGGCACAAAAUAAAUAAUGGUCUCACCUCUGAAGGGCACAACCAUACUCUUCCAUUUCUUGGCAUACGCUCUUCCGUGAGUGACAUGUUGCUGUUUGGAGGUGCCGUGAUGCAUCGCUACGAAAAGGAGCAGGAGAGCCAAUCUGAGAAGAACGAAGCGCCUCAAUCAGCUGUCUCUUGGUCCGAAAGGCUCUGGGGUUUUGGUCAGGCUUUGGGAUUGAUUGCCGGAUCUAAAGAGAAUCCUCUGAGACAGAUUUCCUACAUCUGGAAGUCCCAUUGGACUCGGCCUUGUGACGAUGGCUUCGAUAAUAAGACAGCCUACAUGCUCGGUUGGCUUCGCACCACCAUGCCAACAGCUGCUCUACCGCUUCUCUCGUAUAACUCCUAUCCGACAAAAAAGGAGUACAUCAUCGGAAGAGAAUCCCCGCCUCAAGUGUUAUACGGCCACUCUGGGUGCACCAAUGGCUCUGUCGCCACCAUGUACGUGAUACCGCACUCUGGAUUUACGGUGGUCGCCUUGAGCAAUGCAGCAGAUGCUGGUGACGCAUCAAACAGCACCGUUCAGAUCCUACUGCAAGCUAUUUACGACCUGGGACCUAAGGUCGAUCUCAUCCUCUCGCUCAAAGACUCCAGAAGAGUGAAACUGCAGCAACACGAAGACAUGAUCCGUGAUUGGAAGAGGCACAGAGAUGUCGGAAAAUACAAUUGCCAUGCUGAGGAACUUGUUGGAACUUACUAUGGCCUGGGGGCGUCUAUCAUCGAUAUCAAGGAGAGCAACAAAUCCGACUCAGGCCUAGCUGUUGUCUUUGGCCGCCAAGACGCGUCCACAUGCCAACUGGAUAAAUUCAAUCGAGACUCGCUUAGUUUUCUUCCUAUGGAUCACAAGGAGAUUCUAGAAAGGGCUAUGAUUGAUUGGGAUUACUGGACUGUUGGCGUUUUUCGAUUUGUGAGGGAGGACGAAACUCAACCGAACAGCCCGAUCGUGGGGCUAAGAUGGAAAUGGGACCAGUAUGAGGAUUCAACCCUCUGGGUUAAGCAGAAUGACAAAACUGAGAUGACUGACGACCAGUAUGACGCCGUCGCUAAGAAGCAUGGGAAGUUUUUGAAAGACCCUUGGUCCGAACUCGUCCCUACCGCAAAUGGCAACGGUCAUUGCACUGGUAACGGCAUCUGCAAGGACAUGGAGAAAAUUAGAGAUCAUGUUGCCUAUCAGACGGCCGAUGCAACUACAACUGCUGCUUGA